AGUUGUUAUAGCCGUGCUAUACAACAAUCAACAUAAAGAAGAAAACUCGGGAAACACAUCUGCGAAGACCCCCAUUCGGCAUCACUCCAAUGCAAUCUCUACUUCUUCCAGCUCCGUGGUUUUCCAAGACGCAUUUUGGGCCGCACAUAUUUGAUUUUGAUCCCGGCCGUUUCUCUGCCCAUUUGCGGCCUCCGUCGUCGUCAACUACGGCACCGAAGGCCAGUCUUCGAGCAUCUUAUUCAGCUAUCCCUAUGUCUGGCAUUGUGCCAACGGGCACCCAGGCACCACAAAGUGCAGAUACCAUCACCGCUACAACGCAAAGAGAGCAACAGGAGGCAGUGGAAGAGGCAGAAAACCUAGGUUCGGCAGAUCCAACUACUCUCCCAACUCUACCGCCGAGGUUACCGACACUGAUUCCUGUGGAAGGACCCGGUGGUGGGACUACUCAACAACAACCAUCACGGUUUCUGUCUACUGAAGAAUUGCUGGUUAAUACUACUGCGCAGUUGCCUAGCAUUGGUUCUACAGUGUCAUUAUCGCAGGUUAUAUCAGGGUCUCCCCAGCUCGGACUUCACGGCGUGCCAACCUCGACUGCCAUACGAUCUUUACCGCCGAAAUCUACGAGACGUGCUAAGGCGCACGUUGCUUCUGCCUGUGUGAAUUGUAAGAAAAAGCAUCUGGGUUGUGACUCUGCCAGACCAUGCAGGCGAUGUGUCUUGUCAGGGAAGGCGGCGACAUGUGUGGAUGUCACGCACAAGAAAAGAGGACGCCCGCCUCUCAAGGCCGAAGAAACGCCCUUAAGAGGAGUGCCUUCCCUAGGCAGCUCAGUGACACCGAGAGAACAAUACCAGAUAGCUGGGAGUGUACGUGUACCGAGCCACACGAAGACGUCUUCACGAGAAAUCCGACCAAUGACCGACCUGUACUACUCACGGCCAUUGGAACCUGGAUCAGCAGGAUUAGAUAGCAAUGUCAGCCUACUAACUGCGCCUUCAGGAAGAUGGCAGCCGUUCACGUCUCCUCAAAUGCUUUCAACCGGCCACAGUCAGAGACCUGUCUCAUCCUCAGGUCCUUUACCGAUGUCUUCUGUCAACUAUGCACAUAAUAAUCCUUUCACAUCUUAUCAUAUGGCGGCUUUUCCGCCGCCUACGAGGGUUUCAGAAAUGCCUACGGGGAUGAGCUAUAAUGAUCGGCCACCAACCACUACAACGCCGACAGUGUCGCCUCAGCAGUAUCAACAACAUUUCCAACCGGGAUUGCAAUCACGCAUAAGCCCGCAGACCCCUAGUCGUGGGUUAGAUGUGGCUCCCUCAGGUCCUUCACCAUUAGGGUUUCGAGAACCCUACACCGAGCCCGGUGUUCGUCUACCACCUAUUCUUCCUUCUACGUUUGCGACUCAUCAUAUCUCGACCCAUUCACAUCGGCGAAGUGAUUCAUAUCCUAAUGUAUUCGCAUACCAGACUCUGAGCAGUCCUCAGCAGCAGCAGCAACAACAACAACAACAACAACAACAACAACAACAACAACAACAACAACAUGAACCCCAUUCAUCCUCGUCGCAUCAAUUUGUCCGUCCUCAGGAAUCUCCACCCUCCAUGUUUGAGCUUCGAUCACCGUAUCCCGGUGCAACAGCUGGAGAACAUGAAAGAAGCCCACCACAUCAACCCUAUCCAAGUCAACGGCCGCAUAGUACUAUUACUCCGACUACUACAACAACCACCACCACUACCACCACUACUUCGCCAGUCUAUACUGAACGGCGACGAAAGAGUACGGCUAACGACAACGAAGAGAACCCCCAGCCAUCAAAACGACGACGAAUGGCCGUGGACGACAUCGUGAAUGAUUAGCCGGUGACGAAUUUCUAUCAAAGUCAAUACCUCUAAUCCUUAAUGUUUAUACAUAAUACCUAUUUACAUGGCCACUUACUCACCUGAUAUCAUGGAGCCGGAACUCCGGAGUGAGAUUAGAAUGUCCAAAUUGGAGACUUGCACAUGCAAUUGCUGCCCUUGAAGGGUAAGCUUGCAGUUAAUAAAUACAUACUAAUUCCGUCUGCAUCUUUUUUUCGGUAUUUAUUUUCUUACCGCUAGAAGACAGAUUGCUUCCCAUUCUUUUCAUUUCUUGUCUUGUCUUGAUCUUCAACUCAUCAGAUAGACUUCUCAUUCGUCUGCUUUUUUUUCUUUUGUUUACAACUUGUUAGAGUGAAAAGACACCGUACUGUUGCAUUAUACUGUUUACUCAUUGUACACAUUCAAGGGGCUUCUGUUAUCUUCUUUUAUAUAGCAUAGUGAUUCCCCCAAUUCUCACUUUCUCUUCUUUCCAUAAUUUUCUGCCUGUUUGAGGAUAUUAUAAGAGUCUGCUUUACUUGCAAGGUUGGAAUUGUUUAGACAUGCCGUGUAUCAAUGAUAUGCACUCGUCCUCGAUUUCGGUGAAGACAAAUGUAAAACACAAGAGCACAUGACAAAUAUGCUAGUAUGAUAGAGUAAUAUACACUGAUGUAUUCGGACAAAAGAAAUAAAAACCAAUGUAAUCAAACCUUGCUAGACUGUGUAACCAAAAACAGAAUACAACACCCAACAAUAACCGUCGCCAUAAGCGUAAUCACCGCCUGCGUCUUCCACCCACUCUGCACCAACGCCGCUCUCCGACUAUACUUUGUCACGGUGAUGACAUAUAGCGAAAACCCACUAGCAAGACAGGCAAGACUCAUACACCAAAAUACAAUGCCCAUGGGUAGAGCGAUCACGCGCUCGAUAUGAGUGGGCUGCGAGGAGAAAUGGAAUGAUAUCAGGAUUGCCGAGGAGACUAUGGCCAGGUAUAUGGCGAGUCGGAUC
This is a messenger RNA of Talaromyces stipitatus ATCC 10500, 2834 nucleotides long. RefSeq names its product C6 transcription factor, putative. The record is from RefSeq and is a predicted model, not a curated record. The transcript is spliced from 2 exons. Bases 90 to 1850 code for a protein of 586 amino acids. Gene Ontology annotation, biological process: regulation of DNA-templated transcription. Gene Ontology annotation, molecular function: DNA-binding transcription factor activity, RNA polymerase II-specific; zinc ion binding. Lineage: Eukaryota; Fungi; Ascomycota; Eurotiomycetes; Eurotiales; Trichocomaceae.